Molecule: messenger RNA, 1536 nt
Organism: Jatropha curcas
Lineage: Eukaryota; Viridiplantae; Streptophyta; Magnoliopsida; Malpighiales; Euphorbiaceae
Source: RefSeq, a predicted model, not a curated record
AUGGUACAUAUGCCGAGGUGCUUGGCAAAUAUGAACAUCCCUUCAAGUUUAGAUGUUUUGACAAUCAUUUUACUGGAAAACAAUCAUUUUACUGGAAAAAUCUUCCCCCUUGGUGGAUUGACAUCCAUUCAAUAUUUAAGUCUUUCAGACAAUCACUUUGAAAUCCCGAUUUCAUUUGGUCCAUUCUUCAACCAUACAAAACUCAAGUAUUUUUAUGGGAGGGAUAAUGAGGUCUAUUCAGAAAUAAAAGUAUACAAUUCGAUUCCAAAAUUCCAAUUAGAGAGUCUUAUGUUAUCUAGUCUGGGAUACGGUGGAGUCUUUCCCAAAUUCCUCUACUAUCAGCGUAACUUAAAAGAAGUUGAUCUCUCAAAUAAUAAACUGGAGGGAAGCUUUCCAAUUUGGUUGUUAAAGAACAAUACAAAACUAGAAAAACUUUAUUUAGCCAAUAAUUCUCUUUCAGGACAUUUUCAAUUGCCGAUUCAUACGAGCCUAUUAAGGUUAGAUAUCUCCAAUAAUGAUUUCAGUGAUAGCAUUCCCAAUUCAUUUAGCAAUGUCAGCUUCUUGGAAUAUUUAAAAUUGGAUGGAAAUCAAUUCAUAGGAAAUAUUCCAAACAGCUUAUCCAAUUGUUCCUUCUUGGAAUUGCUAGAUAUCAGUGAUAAUCAUCUCUCAGCUGUUAUACCAGAGUGGAUGGGCAACAUGCCUUCUCUUAGAGUUUUGGACCUUUCAAGAAACAUCAUCUCUGGAAAUCUACCAUCAAACUUCAACCCUCCACAAUUAUUACAUGUUUACUUAUCUGAAAAUAGAAUACAAGGAACAAUCUCCUACAAGGAACAAUCCAAGGCAUUCUACAAUUGCUUUCAAUUGGAAGUGUUAGAUCUUAGAAAUAAUUUGUUGAACGGAACUAUUCCAAAAUGGAUUGGCGAGAGACUUUCUUUUUUAAGCUAUGUUUCCUUGAGUUAUAACAAUUUUGAAGGUCAAAUUCCAAACCAGCUUUGCAAUUUGGAAUUUUUACAAUUAAUUGAUUUGUCUAACAAUAAUCUUUCUGGUCAUAUCCCUCCUUAAAUUUCUCAUGAAAUUGGAAAGUUUGAGAAUAUGCAAGUGUUGAACCUUUCUCACAAUAGUUUGACGGGACAAAUUCCAACAACAUUUUCCAACCUCAGUCAGAUAGAGAGUUUGGAUCUUUCUUACAACAAGUUGAACGGAAAAACCCCUACUCAGCUUGCUCAACUAAAUUAUUUAGCAGUUUUCAGUGUAGCAUUUAACAAUCUAUCUGGAAAGACACCUGAUAGAGUUGCUCAAUUUGCCAAAUUUGAUAAGAGUAGCUAUGAGGGAAAUCCUUAUCUUUGUGGACUUCCAUUACCAAAUACUUGCAGUGCAACAUUAUCACCACCAUUGAUGCCUAGAGUUUCAACAGAUGAAAAACAAGAGGAGAAUGGCUUCAUAGACAUGAAUAUUUUCUUUAUUAGCUUUUUAGUAGCAUACUUGAUGGUACUAUUGUCAAUAGCUUCAGUUUUGAGUAUAAACCCUCAAUGGUGA